Ectocarpus siliculosus is the source of this 1072-nucleotide messenger RNA. NCBI's taxonomy places the organism in Eukaryota, Phaeophyceae, Ectocarpales, Ectocarpaceae. The record is from the annotation of a GenBank genome assembly.
UACGUACAAAACGCGCAGCGUUUCUCGCACACGUUGGUGUACAAGAGCGUGUGUUUAGGAUUGGACAGGCAAAGCGCGUUGCCGAUCUCGCCCCUCGUGGGGGGUGUGUGGGAAGAACAGCAGCGGCAUCAUCAUGCGGAGAAUGUUCUUGACAUUUACGGCCGUCCUCGUAGCAGUGGCCUGCGCGGGGCUGUCCCGAAACGCAGGGAGCAAGUUCGUCAGGACAAGGGUUCAGCAGGGCUGCCGCCGGAAUUACGCCAACGUUGCCACCGCCCGCUCGCGGGAGAAGCCGUCGCUUGACCUUAUCUGCUGUACCGGAAGCGUGGAGGAUGACGGGGUGUGCAUCGGGGGUGGAAGCCGAACUACCAAGACCCUCACCUCAAAGCUGGCAUUCGUCAUCCCGCUCGCCGCACUGGCGGUCAACGCGUUCUGCGACUGGCUCGCCGGAGGCGCGACCCCUUCAAGAACGCGAGCUCGGUGGAACCGAUUCUUGCUGUACGUGGCCGUCAUACUGGGCCGCACCUUGGGCUUGUACUUGGGCUUGAAUUACAUCCAGGGUCUUGUUCAGUCCGAGGAAUCGAGCAACUGCUGGUACGCGCACCUCAGGCGCAGCGGGAAGUGUAGCGAGCACUUCGACUUCGCCGACCAUGUGGUCCUCGCCGUGUGCCAGUACUACGCGAUACAGGUAUUCGAGCUCUGCUGCAUUCUCCGAGAAUACGGAGACUUUUCCCGCCAAGCCGCCGCCAUCGCCUCCGGCCUCCAGCGAAAACCAUCACCUACUCCAUCGUCUCCCUCUUCCUCUUCCACGUCCUCAUCGAGAUCACCACCACCACAACCGCCGCCGCCAUUACGGCCGUCGCCGUUCCUGUCGGUCCUUCCCGCGGCCGCCGUCUGCGCGGCGGUGGCGGGGGCCGCGCUUCUCCUGGUAUACGAUACGGCCGCGCUCUUCCACUCCAGGGCCGAGACCGUCGCCGCACUCGUCAUCUCCUGGUUCGUCGUGGGCGAACCCCUGCUGAGCUUGACGGGCGGUGCGGCGGUGGCGGCGGGCGGCGGCGGCGGGACUGUUUGCUAG